Molecule: messenger RNA, 414 nt
Organism: Cercopithifilaria johnstoni
Lineage: Eukaryota; Metazoa; Nematoda; Chromadorea; Rhabditida; Onchocercidae
Source: the annotation of a GenBank genome assembly
AUGCUUGAGGUUCUAAAAAGGCGAAUCAACAUCGUUCCUGCAUGUCGCGCACGUCAUAUUUUAUACGGGCACAAAAACAUAUCGAAGCCGACUAAAAGUCAAAGUGAGGAGAUUCAGAAGAAGAUUAUUGAUCUGGAAAAAAUUACGCAUCGAAGUGUUAUUAGCGGUCGGGAGAUAUUGUGGAGUAACGCAUCCGACUAUAUGAAGACGAACAAAGCGCAUGAACUGCUACGUAAAGUCUUAACUGCCUGUGCUGUAAUAAUGGCUAUAAAUGUAUUCUUAUUUAUCCAAGCUGGAAAGGACUUAAAGCGACGAAGGAAAGAAAACAUGAGUGAGCGUGAAAUACAACGUGAAGAAUUGAAUUUAUCAGGCGAACAGAGGCAUAAAAUUGGCAAACCGUUUGUAAUUAAUUGA